UAGGCAGCGAACAGGUUGCAAACUACAUUGAUGACGUGCGCCCGGUGCGAGACAUCAGGCGGCCGCGCGGCCCGCCACCGUGUCAGAAACGCGUGCGAUCGGCCGAGAUACGCCGCGUCGUUGCCUCAACGCCAAAUUAAAAACAAUAUUACAUUGUGUACAGCCAGUGACAUUUACGUGAAGUUAAUGGGAAUAACAAACAAUCGAGAAUAAUGCCGCGAUUCAAGACUAUCUUGGUCACCGGGGGCGCUGGAUACAUCGGCAGCCACUGCGUAGUCGACCUUCUAGACGCCGGACAUGACGUCAUAGCCAUAGACAACUUCGCGAACUCCGUAGAGGAUGAAGCCGGAUCACCAGCUUUGAAGAGAGCCGAAGAUAUCACCGGGAAGAAGAUCACAUUCUACAAAGCUGACUUACUGGACAAACCCCAGAUUAACGAAAUAUUUGAUAAGCAUCCCGUUGACUGCGUGAUACAUUUCGCAGCGUUGAAGGCCGUUGGAGAGUCGAUGCAGCAACCGCUUCUCUACUACCAGAACAAUCUCCUAGGAAUGCUCAACUUACUGGAGAUAAUGCGCUCCCACAAUUGCUACCAAAUGGUAUUUUCGUCCUCUUGCACAGUCUACGGGGAGCCGGACCACUUGCCUAUAACAGAAACACAUCCCACUGGAAACAUCACCAACGUGUACGGCAGAACCAAGUACUUUAUCGAAGAGAUGUUGAAGGACCUUAGUGCUGCUGACAAGAAAUGGAACAUCAUAUCGCUCCGAUACUUCAAUCCUGUCGGAGCGCACCCGUCAGGUCUGAUCGGCGAGGAUCCUACCAAGGAGUUCACCAACCUCAUGCCCUUCAUGGCGCAGGUGGCGCUCGGCAAGAAGCCCGUGCUCACCGUCUUCGGAAAUGAUUACCAUACUCCUGACGGCACUGGUAUCCGGGACUAUAUACACGUCAUGGAUCUAGCGAGCGGUCACGUCGCCGCUCUGAAUCUACUCAGUAACAACCACGUGGGCCUCAAGGUGUACAACCUGGGCACCGGUAAAGGUGUGUCAGUAAAAGAGCUGGUGACGGUAUUCGAACGAGUGACCGGUACCAAAAUACCGCUGAAGUACGUGGAGAGACGGCUGGGUGACAUUACCGCUAUGUGGGCGGACGCAUCGCUCGCUAAGGAAGAACUGGGUUGGACCACCAGAUACACUAUCGAGGAGAUGUGCACGGAUUUCUGGAGAUGGCAGACUAUGAACCCGGACGGAUAUCCCAAGAAAAGUAUCAAAACCAACAUCAUAGUCAACGGCAACAGUUAACGUGCAUUUCUUUAUACAUUUUAUAUUAUAGCAAACAUUAAUAAAUAAGUAUAUUUAUACAA
Messenger RNA from Manduca sexta (tobacco hornworm), 1360 nucleotides. RefSeq names its product UDP-glucose 4-epimerase. Gene Ontology annotation, molecular function: UDP-glucose 4-epimerase activity. Gene Ontology annotation, cellular component: cytosol. The transcript has 8 exons. Gene Ontology annotation, biological process: beta-D-galactose catabolic process via UDP-galactose, Leloir pathway. The record is from RefSeq and is a predicted model, not a curated record. NCBI's taxonomy places the organism in Eukaryota, Metazoa, Arthropoda, Insecta, Lepidoptera, Sphingidae. The coding region runs from base 213 to 1298 and encodes 361 amino acids.